AUGACUUCUACAGUACCAAAUUUCUUCCAACGUGCAGGUAAUCAUGCAUUGAACGCUAAUCCUCCAACUGGUUUAGAUAUGCAUCUAACUAAGAGAGGUUCAGAUUGGUUAUGGGCUGUAUUCUCUGUGUUCGGUGUUUUACUAGUAAUUUAUACAAUUUUAUUCUUUGUCGCCGAGUUAAAGAACGCCAAGAGAAUGACAAGAUACGCCUUAGCUGCGCCAUUUAUUAUUACUUUAUUCGAAUUUUUCGGUUAUUUCAUUUACGCUUCAAAUUUAGGUUGGACUGGUAUUCAAGCUGAAUUUAAUAAUGUUAAGGUUGACCCAUCGAUCACUGGUGAACAUCCAGGUGUCAGACAAAUUUUUUACGCCAAGUAUAUCGCUUGGUUCCUAUCAUGGCCCUCUUUAUUAUAUUUGAUCGAAUUGGUUGGUAUUUCUACCACUAGUGAAUCAAAUGAUAUCUCAGCAAUGGACUUAAUUCAUUCUCUAUUGGUUCAAAUUAUUGGUACUGAAUUUUGGAUUGUCUCGUUAUUAAUCGGUGCCUUGAUGCAUUCUUCAUACAAGUGGGGUCCAUUUGUCUUUGGUGUCGUCACCAUGUUAAUCAUGCAAUUUUUAUUUAUCAAACGUCAAAUCUUUGACUUGAAAGUUAGAGGUUUCACCGCUUGCAUGUACAUCACCGCCAACAUUGUCGUAUGGUUAUAUUUCAUUUGUUGGGGUUUGGCUGAUGCUGGUAACAAGAUCCAAAAUGAUGGUGAAGCUGUCUUCUACGGUGUUCUAGAUAUAUGCUUAUUUGUUGUCUUACCAGCUUACUUACUCUUUAUUGAAAUGCGUUAUGGUAAGGUUCCAUUUUUUUCAUUAAAGAAGGAUUCAUUCAACCGUGAUGAAGAAAAUGAGGAAAAUGAGGAUGACUUUGUCAAAGAAUCUGCACCAAACUCAAUUAGAGCUUCUGGUGAAACUGCUGUUCCCGAUAUUGCUGCUCGAGCCGCUCAAGAAACUGAACAAGUUGAAGCUCAAUCCUAA
Messenger RNA from Kazachstania africana CBS 2517, 1017 nucleotides. Its product is annotated as opsin family protein. Gene Ontology annotation, cellular component: endoplasmic reticulum; plasma membrane. Lineage: Eukaryota; Fungi; Ascomycota; Saccharomycetes; Saccharomycetales; Saccharomycetaceae. Bases 1 to 1017 code for a protein of 338 amino acids. The transcript has a single exon. The record is from RefSeq and is a predicted model, not a curated record.